Dama dama (fallow deer) is the source of this 3279-nucleotide messenger RNA. RefSeq names its product arginine vasopressin receptor 1A (gene AVPR1A). Gene Ontology annotation, biological process: regulation of systemic arterial blood pressure by vasopressin; G protein-coupled receptor signaling pathway; positive regulation of vasoconstriction. The record is from RefSeq and is a predicted model, not a curated record. The coding region runs from base 143 to 1417 and encodes 424 amino acids. Gene Ontology annotation, molecular function: peptide binding; vasopressin receptor activity. The transcript has 2 exons. NCBI's taxonomy places the organism in Eukaryota, Metazoa, Chordata, Mammalia, Artiodactyla, Cervidae. Gene Ontology annotation, cellular component: membrane.
CCGGCUGGUGGGACUCUGCGCCCGGAGACGCCCGCAAGAGAGGGAGCAGAGCCCCGCUGGCGGCGAGCGCGGGCAGGAGGGAGCGCCCCGCGCGAGGAGGCGGGAAGGGAACUGGCCUCCGCCGAGGCCGAGGGGGCGCUGCAUGGACCGCAUGCGAUUCUCCGGGGGCCCCAGCGCGGGGCCCGCGAGCAACUCCAGCCGGUGGUGGCCUCUGGCUGCCGGAGGUGCCAACACCAGCGGGGACUCGGAGGCGCUCGGGGAAGACGGCGGCCCGCAGGCGGACACGCGCAACGAGGAGCUGGCCAAGCUGGAGAUUGCCGUGCUGGCCGUGAUUUUCGUGGUGGCCGUGCUGGGUAACAGCAGUGUGCUGCUGGCGCUGCACCGCACGCCUCGCAAGACGUCCCGCAUGCACCUCUUCAUCCGCCACCUCAGCCUGGCCGACCUGGCCGUCGCCUUCUUCCAGGUGCUGCCCCAGCUGGGCUGGGACAUCACCUACCGAUUCCGCGGGCCCGACGGGCUGUGCCGCGUGGUGAAGCACAUGCAGGUGUUCGCCAUGUUCGCCUCCGCCUACAUGCUGGUGGUCAUGACCGCCGACCGCUACAUCGCCGUGUGCCACCCGCUGAAGACGCUGCAGCGGCCCGCGCGCCGUUCGCGCCUCAUGAUCGCCGCCGCCUGGGUGCUGAGUUUCGUGCUGAGCACCCCGCAGUACUUCGUCUUCUCCGUGGUCGAGGUGAGCAACGUCACCAGGACCUACGACUGCUGGGCCAACUUCAUCCAGCCCUGGGGUCUCCCGGCCUACGUGACCUGGAUGACCGGCAGCGUGUUCCUGGCGCCCGUGGUCGUCCUCGGCACCUGCUACGGUUUCAUCUGCUACCACAUCUGGCGCAACGUCCGCGGAAAGACCGCGGGGCGCCCGGGCACCGGCGCCCCCGCCGAGGGCGCGGGCGAAGGCGCCUUGCGCCGAGGAGUCCUGCACGCGCGGUGUGUGAGCAGCGUAAAGACCAUUUCCCGCGCCAAGAUCCGCACCGUGAAGAUGACCUUCGUGAUCGUGACGGCCUACAUCGUUUGCUGGGCGCCCUUCUUCAUCAUCCAGAUGUGGUCUGCCUGGGAUAAGAAUUUCUCCUGGGUCGAGUCAGAAAACCCGGCCACCGCCAUCCCUGCAUUACUGGCUUCCUUGAAUAGUUGCUGCAACCCCUGGAUAUACAUGUUUUUUAGUGGCCAUCUCUUGCAAGACUGUGCCCAAAGCUUCCCGUGCUGCCAAAACAUGAAACGAACGUUCACCAGAGAAGAUUCUGACAGUAUGAGCCGAAGACAGACUUCCUUCACUAACAACCGAAGCCCCACCAACAGUAUGGGAACAUGGAAGGACUCGCCUAAAUCUUCCAAGUCCAUCAAAUUCAUUCCUAUUUCAACCUGAGCCCCCUGUGAUCACGCAGUCUGACUCUUGUAAUGGACUUUUCAGCCCAUUGACUGAAUCCAGCUAGAAUUAUAAGACAAAUGAACUUAUAUAAGAUUAAUCAAUCUGUUGAGUACAAGACUGUGUUUCUCAUUGCAUUUUUCACAUUGCUACAAACAAAAGCUAUGAAAUGUUUUAUAAAGGAUGUUAAUAAAAACAUGCAAUGCCAAAAUCUGCAAACCUAAUUCCCAGAAAUAACAGAAGCCAUAUUUCUAGAGGAAUAAUCAUAGCCAUGCUUUAUAUUUUUCUGUAGGUUUCCUUUCUUUUUAUUUCUGACAUAACUAAGGCUUGAUUGGUUUAGAAGUCAUAUAAUGUAGGGGCAUUAUUUCUGAACAAAGUAAGUUCGUCACCAGCCUUAGGGUUUGAAAGGAAUUGGAAGAGACUUUACGGAAAUUAUGUUUCUGUCCAGUAAAAUCAAUUUGUGUAUCAGAAAAUGCAGUCUCAGACCGUGGCAUGGAGAUGGGAUGGUGCCUUGGAGAGACAUGAGAGCUUGAGGCUUAUUGAUUAUGGGGUGCCUGUUGCAGAGUGAAAAGGGGAAAGUUCUGUUAGAAGCUAUAAAUCACCUCAAUUGCAGAACCAUCACUUUAAAACUGGCAACUUCCUCCUUUGGUUCCUCACAUUUUAUUGGAUGUGAAAAGCAUGAUUACCAGGAUGUUGAAAGUUAGAGAAAAUGUUGUCAGCUGGCCGAUGAUAUCUUUUUGCUUUCACUGCAAAGUUGCUUUAAAGUCAGAUUUGUGUGACAGAUACCCAAUUUUCUUAGAAGGGCAGAAAAGAUAGAUUGCCCAAGGGACUAUGGAGCCUUUCUCUAGAACAUAGGAAACAUGUUUAGAUCCUGUGCUGUCCUGGAUAUUAACACCAUCAUUACAUCCUGUUUGAGAAAUCCAGAUUCACAGCUGUGAGUCUUCUAGAAAGUGACUCAGGAUACUGAAUGUCCCCUCAUGAUUAAUUAAAAAUAACUUGGUCCUUCCUUCUGAUCUCCCACCCAUCUAACAAUUUCAUAGUAGAGGAGAGACAGGAUUGGGCAGGAUGAGGGUAAGGAAAUAGAAAACUGCUCUGCAUCUAGUCUGCCUUCCUUCGUUAUUAAGUGCAUGACUUGAGGCAAACAACUUCCAAUGAUAUAAAGCCUCCAUUUCCCUGGCUGAACAGCGGCGCUGAUAACACUUAGCUCACAGGGUUGUUCUAAGAACUAAAUGAAAUCAAGUGUAUGAAAAGAUCUUCCUAAGCUGUCAAAUGUUAUAUGAAUGCUACCUCUUGCUUUUAUCAUAGUAUUCUGGGGGGGGGGGGGGGUCUUCAAAAUCACAUAGCUUUUUCCUGUUUACUUUUCACUAACCAGAAUGUAUUGGUUUCAUAUCUGGCAUACAAAGUCCUAAAAUUUAAAUAUAGCUCUGCUGAAUCAUUGAAGAGCGUCAGCAGCAGCCACUACAUCUAACUUCUGUCUAGCCAAAGCUUUCCAAUUUAAAGAGAGCAUUUGCUCUCCUCUGGAUGCAGGUCUUUCAUUUCUAGACAAAGAAACAUUACGAUACUACUUGGCUGUUGUUACUGCAUUCUUCAUUAAUGGAACUCAGUGGGGUGUUUUUUGAGCUAUUUUGUCUGGCUCCUUUUCCUUCUUAGAUACCCUGCAAUGAUUUGAGGAUACAUCAUAAAUACUUGGCACCCCUUACAGAAAGUAAUAGUUAUUUUGAUAGCAUAUUUUUUUUUUAACUUUGCAGAUAAGAAACUGAGCACUGAAUGGUACUGUCAGAGCUUGGAACCAGUAACCUCACUCCUCUUCAUUCGCUUACCUUUGCAAAUUCUCACGUGUUUUACUUCCUGGAUUGAUAUGC